Messenger RNA from Orycteropus afer afer, 2263 nucleotides. Lineage: Eukaryota; Metazoa; Chordata; Mammalia; Tubulidentata; Orycteropodidae. The record is from RefSeq and is a predicted model, not a curated record.
GUCAUUACGGCGACACGUGGAUCCAAGAUGGCUGCGGCGAUGGAUUGGUUGUCAUGGUCGCUGCUGCUUCUCUCUCUCAUAUGUGAAUUGAGAGCCUUUUAUGUCCCUGGGGUUGCUCCAAUCAACUUUCACCAAAACGACCCCGUAGAAAUUAAGGCUGUGAAGCUCACCAGCUCUCGAACUCAGCUACCUUAUGAAUACUACUCACUGCCCUUCUGCCAGCCCAGCAAAAUAACCUACAAGGCAGAGAAUCUGGGUUCUCAUGAAUAGCGAGAAGAAGUGUGAGGUUCUGUGCAGCCAGUCCAACAAGCCCAUGACCCUGACAGUGGAGCAGAGCCGGCUCGUGGCUGAGCGGAUCACAGAGGACUACUAUGUCCACCUCAUUGCCGAUAACCUGCCUGUGGCCACCCGGCUGGAGCUCUACUCCAACCACGACAGCGAUGACAAGAAGAAGGAAAAAGAUGUGCAGUUUGAACAUGGCUACCGACUCGGCUUCACAGAUGUCAACAAGAUUUACUUGCACAAUCACCUCUCAUUCAUCCUUUACUACCACCGGGAAGACGUAGAAGAGGACCAAGAGCAUACGUACCGUGUCGUCCGCUUCGAGGUGAUUCCCCAGAGCAUCAGGCUAGAGGACCUCAAAACAGAUGAGAAGAGUUCAUGCACCCUGCCUGAGGGGACCAACUCCUCGCCCCAAGAAAUUGACCCCACCAAGGAGAAUCAGCUGUUCUUCACCUACUCUGUACACUGGGAGGAAAGUGACAUCAAAUGGGCCUCUCGGUGGGAUACUUACCUGACCAUGAGUGAUGUGCAGAUCCACUGGUUUUCCAUCAUUAACUCUGUUGUGGUGGUCUUCUUCCUGUCAGGCAUCCUGAGUAUGAUCAUCAUCCGGACCCUCAGGAAAGACAUUGCCAACUAUAACAAGGAGGAUGACAUUGAAGACACCAUGGAAGAGUCAGGCUGGAAGCUGGUGCACGGUGACGUCUUCAGACCACCCCAGUACCCCAUGAUUCUCAGCUCCCUGCUGGGCUCAGGCAUUCAGCUCUUCUGUAUGAUCCUCAUUGUCAUCUUUGUCGCCAUGCUUGGCAUGCUGUCGCCCUCCAGCCGGGGUGCUCUCAUGACCACGGCCUGCUUCCUCUUCAUGUUCAUGGGGGUGUUUGGUGGUUUUUCUGCUGGCCGUCUGUACCGCACUCUAAAAGGCCACCGGUGGAAGAAAGGAGCCUUCUGUACAGCAACGCUGUAUCCUGGGGUGGUGUUUGGCAUCUGCUUUGUGUUAAAUUGCUUCAUUUGGGGAAAGCACUCGUCAGGAGCGGUGCCCUUUCCCACCAUGGUAGCCCUGCUGUGCAUGUGGUUUGGGAUCUCGCUGCCCCUUGUCUACCUGGGCUACUAUUUCGGCUUCCGCAAGCAGCCAUACGACAACCCUGUGCGCACCAACCAGAUCCCCCGGCAGAUCCCUGAGCAGCGGUGGUACAUGAACCGGUUUGUGGGCAUUCUCAUGGCGGGGAUCCUGCCCUUUGGCGCCAUGUUCAUCGAGCUGUUCUUCAUUUUCAGUGCUAUUUGGGAGAAUCAGUUCUAUUACCUCUUUGGCUUCCUGUUCCUGGUCUUCAUCAUCCUGGUGGUGUCCUGUUCCCAAAUCAGCAUUGUCAUGGUUUACUUCCAGCUGUGUGCAGAGGAUUACCGAUGGUGGUGGAGGAAUUUCCUAGUCUCUGGGGGAUCUGCUUUCUACGUCCUGGUCUAUGCCAUCUUUUAUUUUGUUAACAAGCUGGACAUCGUUGAGUUCAUCCCCUCCCUCCUCUACUUUGGCUACACGGCUCUCAUGGUCCUGUCCUUCUGGCUCCUGACGGGCACCAUAGGCUUCUACGCCGCCUACAUGUUUGUCCGCAAGAUCUACGCCGCCGUGAAGAUAGACUGACUGGUUGGGGUGGACCAUGGCCAGGCCCACUCUGUCCUUGGACAGCAAAGCCACCCUGCGUGGGGACCUGCAGGCACGGAAAAUAAAAUAACUCCUGCUUGUUUGGAAUGUAACGCCUGGCACGGUGUUCCUGGAUCCUGGGGCUGCGUGGGGGGCGGGAAGACCUGUGUGUAAAUCUUGCAUUUUCAUCAUCUUAUGCCAGUUCUGUGGGGGAUGAGUUUUUCAUGGGUUGUUUGUUCAGUGCUGAGAAAGUUCCUUCCCGCAGGAACUCUCUGACUUGUUUAUUCAGGUUUAUUUUUGAUUUGAGGUUGUUUUGUUUUUUUUCCUUAAUUUUUUAACAAAUGGAUCCAG